GUAAAUGAAAUUGUUGUUGCCUGUCCACUUGCAUGCUGAAACAUGCAGAAUUUAUUGUUGUUUCAGUUAGUGCUUUUAUCACCGGUGCUAGAUUUGUAUAAUUGCUGCUGGAACUGGAGUAUUCCCUUUUAUUAUUAAAUACAGUCAAUCAAAAAGUAGGAAAAACACAAACAAUAUGACGGAUAAAACACUCAAACUGUCUUUAAGGAAUACCCAGGCCAUCAGCGACAAAGAUAGCGAUCUUCUGUUGCCGACUGCAACAAAGAAGUCGCGACGUGUUAAACGGAAAUUGUUGAAAAGGAAGAUACAGCACAACUGGAAGGAGGAGGAAAUUAACCGUUUGAUUGCUGCUGUGGAGAUGGAGCCAUCGAUUUGGAUGGACGGCCCGCUGCAGUAUAAGUCAGCUAGAAAGCACUGCUGGAACGCUGUUGUGGCCCAGCUGGCCAUCGCUGAUGUUGACGUGAACGAGGCUAAAACAAAAUGGUCCUCGCUUCGUGUCACCUUUCGUCUAAAUUUGAGCAAAAUGAAUAACGCUAGCUCGACGAACGGGAACGCUGUUGUCUGGCGAUAUUUCAAUCAAAUGUCCUUCUUGAACUCCAGUUGUCAGACUCAUCAAUCGAAUGUUUUGCUCAAGGAGGAGUUGACUACACCUGUGCAAAGUCCAUUGCCUACGUCAGACAAGCGACGACGUACACGCGGCCGUCCUGACUGCUCCUCCUCUACUUUACUGCCGGCCACGAUGAGCAUUUCCUCUGAAACUCCAGCAUCGGCACCUGCAUCGAUCUCGCCGAGACUCGCACCAGCACCAGCACCGACUCCGGCAAAUUCUCUAUUAUUAUCUAAUGACGUCCCAGCCAGCCCGGAAUCCUCCUCAUCACCAGCAGCACGCUUAUGCACGCCUGCACUUGCGCACGUGUCGGCUGUGCUAAACGACGGUGUUGACGAUAGCUGCUCCAAAGCGGACGCCAAUGCCGCUUUUUGUGAUUACCUUUUGUCUGAAAUGCGAACACUUUCCACGGAGGAGGCACGCACACUGCGACAGCAUUUAACACGCACCCUGCUGAACUUCAUGGAGCAUGUGUUGGAGACGUGAUUGAAGAUCGCUUCUAGAAAAGAACCACCUGAACUAGUUUAGGCAAUCUCCCCAUGUAAGACUUAUGUCAAGACGAUAUGUUAGUCAACGUUUAUCUUUACGGCUUUAAACAACUGUUUAUUUAUUACUAGAAUACCACAAAUAUAUUUGUAAAUACUUUAUUAAA
Drosophila mojavensis is the source of this 1259-nucleotide messenger RNA. RefSeq lists its product as uncharacterized. Gene Ontology annotation, cellular component: transcription regulator complex; nucleus. The coding region runs from base 176 to 1093 and encodes 305 amino acids. Gene Ontology annotation, biological process: regulation of transcription by RNA polymerase II. Lineage: Eukaryota; Metazoa; Arthropoda; Insecta; Diptera; Drosophilidae. The transcript has 2 exons. The record is from RefSeq and is a predicted model, not a curated record.